Messenger RNA from Asparagus officinalis (garden asparagus), 1780 nucleotides. RefSeq names its product transcription factor CYCLOIDEA-like. The record is from RefSeq and is a predicted model, not a curated record. Gene Ontology annotation, biological process: regulation of secondary shoot formation. NCBI's taxonomy places the organism in Eukaryota, Viridiplantae, Streptophyta, Magnoliopsida, Asparagales, Asparagaceae. Bases 677 to 1597 code for a protein of 306 amino acids. Gene Ontology annotation, molecular function: sequence-specific DNA binding; DNA-binding transcription factor activity. Gene Ontology annotation, cellular component: nucleus. The transcript is spliced from 2 exons.
AUCAAAAGCAUCUUUCUUUUCCUCCAAGAUGUGUCCGGUCUCAAUCCCACCCAUUAAUGCAAUACGCAGUCCAAAACCAAACCGCGCUUCCCCUUUAUCAAGAACUGUUCUGCAAUAUAACGGGUUCUAAAGUUUGAUAGCGAGUGUAGAGAGAGAAAGAGUCUCCUGGAGAGAGGGGGGUGGGAGAGAGAGAGAGAGAGAGAGAGGUCAUCCUCUCACUGCUCCCACGUGAAGACGCACCAUACACUUUGUAUGCACCAUUUCCACUCCCUCUCAAGCCAUUUUGUGAGAGAGAGAGAGAGAGAGAGGAAAGUUCCUUGAUUCCCAAUAAAUGCUAGCUAGCACCAUCACCAUCUUGCUCAAAGCUCUUCUCAUUUCUUCAUCAUGAGGGCUCCCUUUAUGCUGUGCUCUUAGAUUACCUCUUCCUCUUUAUUAUAUCCACAAGCUCAAACAACGAGAGUACCCAAAAGCCUUGGAGCUCUCUCAACAAGCGCGCUAUUUCAUGUAGCUAAGGGUGCUGAUAAACCCACAUUCCCUUAUCCAGAUACAUGUUCUUCCACAAAAAUAUCAAAUCAAUCAUACUCCUCUAUCUAUAUCUAUGCUCCAAACCCUAAUCCCCCGGCCCCUUGAAGAGCUUCAGGUCCUCCCAUAACCCUGAACCUCUCAUCGCCUUGCUAUGGAGUCGAGGCCUUUUUCUGCCCUUCUAGAUUUCCCCUUCUCCCCCUUCGCACUCAACCAAGGGAACACUCUCCAUGACCUUGUCUUCCCACAGCUUGGUGAUGAAAGUAAUCAGUACUCCCUGUCAAAACCCCCGACGGCUCCGCCACCCCCCAGCAAUAAGGUCAAAAGCAUGAGCACUGCAAAUUCCCGCAAGCGAGCCACGAGAAAAGAUCGACACAGCAAGAUAGUUACGGCGCAAGGGCCAAGAGACCGAAGAAUGAGGCUCAAUCUGGAGGUUGCUCCACAGUUCUUCCAUGUCCAAGACAUGCUUGGCUAUGACAAGGCUAGCAAGACGGUGCAAUGGCUCAUGGAAGAAGCUAAGGAUUCUAUCGACAAGUUGAAGGCAGCCACUAGGCCAAAAGGCCGCAGUUCGAGCGGCGGAGCCAGCUCUAAGAGCACCGAAGCAUCUACUUUGGAGUUGGAAUUUGAGGACACCUCCACCAUCUCUGAUUACAGCGGCAAGCAUUUGGCCAGCGAGCACAAGAAGGCUAGACCGAAAGCCAAGAGAGAAUCUUCAAGAAGAGCUCCGUGCCAACCUGAACUUGCCAGAGAAUUGAGAGACAUGGCAAGAGCAAGAGCUAGGGAGAGGACCCGAACGAAGAAACUAGGAGUUCGAGACAACAAAUGGAACGACUUGUUAUCUAUUAAUGAGCAGGAAUCAGGCCACGAUCUUAAAUCUUCGCUGCAUUUUGUAGCCGGGGUUGUGGAACAAUGUUCAACUUCAAAACAUCAUGCCGCUCAAUUCAACAACAAUGCCGGAAGAGAAAACGAGCUUUCGGUUAGUAUUGUGGAUUACAACAGCAUGACAUUUCCUGCAGAGCUAUGGGCUAACCAAAUCGAGAGCAUUGAGGAUGGCAUUCAAAACAGGCUGUGGUAGAUUCACGAAGCACUUAUUCCGGUGGCUCGUGACGAAAUAACUUGUCGUCUGGUUUCUUAAAUCUUUGCAUGACCAGAAGAAUCAAAUAUUGGUGCGCAUUUCAGUUUUCUUCCAGGUAAAAUAAAAUUUGUCUUAGAUGUUUAAUUUUAACAAACUGCGCUUCCUUCUUCUUCUUUUUUUUUC